Messenger RNA from Rasamsonia emersonii CBS 393.64, 1140 nucleotides. RefSeq lists its product as uncharacterized. NCBI's taxonomy places the organism in Eukaryota, Fungi, Ascomycota, Eurotiomycetes, Eurotiales, Trichocomaceae. The coding region runs from base 1 to 1140 and encodes 379 amino acids. The record is from RefSeq and is a predicted model, not a curated record. The transcript is spliced from 2 exons.
AUGACGAAGAAACUCGAGCGGGAGGCGAGCCCCGAGUCGUUCGAUAACGAGGCUGGUACUGCGGCGGAGGAGAUCGGCCUCAUUUCGCAGGACUACCGCGACAGUCGCCAGUCGCGACGACGCGUUUUCGAUCGCUGGAUCACGCACACCUGGACGGACCUGCAGAAGCUGGGAGAGACCGACAUCCUCAAGCGGUUGCUCAUCACCGCGGUGUUUGUCGGCCUGUGGCAUUUUUUCUCCCUGUCCAUCUCCAUUUCUCCACCAGGCCGUGCAAUUCGCCCUCUCCGCCGUCCUGCUCUCCCUCGUUCCCUCCCUUCGCCCUCGUCGCACGACGCUGCCGCCGUCGACUGUGCUCCCCGGUGGAGAUCCCCACGCGGGGAUCAGCAUGACACGAUUCUAUCUGACCCACCUCGUGCCCUGCGGGGUAGCCACGUCGCUGGACAUCGGGCUGGGCAACAUGUCGCUGCGCUUCACCUCGCUGACCUUCAUGACCAUCUGCAAGUCGUCCGUCCUGAUUUUCAUCCUCCUGUUCGCCUUCCUCUUCCGCCUCGAGACCGUCUCCGUCAGGCUCGUGCUCAUCAUCUCCGUCAUGACGCUGGGCGAAGUGAUGAUGGUCAUGGGCGAGACGGCGUUCAGCGCGGUGGGGUUCGGCCUGGUGACGGCGUCCGCGUUUUUCUCGGGCUUCCGAUGGGCCCUGACCCAGAUCCUGAUCCUGCGCCACCCUGCGACAUCGAACCCGUUCUCGAUGCUCUUCUUCCUCAGCCCGAUCGUCUGUGUGACGCUGGGCAUGAUCGCCCUGGCGGUGGAAGGGCCAGCGGAGAUCAUGCAGGGGUUACACAGGCUGUCGACGGCAUGGGGCGGCCUGACAGGGCUGUCGCUGCUGCUGCUGCCAGGGAUUCUGGCCUUCUGCAUGGUACUCUCGCAGUUUGCGCUGCUGAAGCGCUCCUCGGUCGUCACGCUGAGCGUCUGCGGGAUUCUCAAGGAGGUGGUGACCAUCAGCGCGGCGGGCGUCGUCUUUCACGACAGGCUGACUUUUGUCAAUGCCUGCGGCGUGGUGGUCAUCAUCGGCAGCAUCGCGGCAUACAAUUACAUGAAGAUCUCGCGCAUGAGGCGCGAGGUGCAGACGAAGCUGAUGAAUGA